AUGAAGAAUUAAACAAUAAAAUUGAAUUAGGUCAAUUUUACUGAACACAUUGAUUGUGACUUGAACACUAGUUAGAAUCAUUCUAACUCAUUACAUUAGUUUAAACUUUUUUAGUUACAAUAGUAGAACUAAAGUUUAGGAGACUAUUCACAAUCUCUAAUGCAGUUUCCAACUUAAACAUUGUUUAAUAAUGCUAUAAAAUAAGAUAGUAAAAUUCAAAAUGAUGUUUAAAAUGAAAUUUAAGAUAAAUAAUGUUCUUCAAAUAACUCAUUUGAGAAUAAUUAGAAAUAUUAGUAGUGUUUCGAAUAUAACUCAAAUUUUACAAUUCAUAAUGGUGAUAUACAGUUUUAAAUUCCUUAAGUAGAUCAAUAAAUGCCUUAGUAAAAUAAAAAACUCUAAGCCCAAUCUAUUUUUUAUGAAAGACAGAGCCUAACUUCUGCAAACUAAACAAGUUCCUUGUUUACAAGAUAUGAUAAAAGCAAGGCAAUAAACUUUCAAAAUGCAUUUGAUUCCAAAGAAGCAAACAAAACUGGGCUAAAGUAAAAAGGAUAUAAAAAAAGAAAUAAUUUAUUAGCAAGAGAUAAUAAUGCAUAAAAAGAAGUUUGGAAAAAAAAAUGGUUUCUAAUUUUAGCUUUAGUUUCAAAAAUGAAGAAAGCAGCCUAGUAAAGCUCACUAUUUUUUAGACCUUAAAAUCUAAGAGAAAUACAGAUCAGGCUUAUCAAUGAUUUAUCUACAAUUAAUUUUGUAGCAUCAUUAAUACUAUUUGUUUACCUACCCUUUGAGUAUUGCUUCGGUCUAUCUAGAGGAUAAUUUUUUAGAUAUUUCAUUUCUUAUUUCUGCACUAUUAUUUUCAGUGCUGAUAUUUUUGUUAAAUUUAAUACAGUAUCUUCUGAAUAAGGCAAUCCUAUUGAGUAGCAUAUGCAGAUCUUUACUAAUUAUAUAAGUACCACUUUUUUGUUUGACUUAAUUUGCUUGCUCAGUUUAAACUCUACAAUUUUUUACUUAGAUGGUAUUUCAUUCUUAUUCUUUUUAAGAAUUUUUUAGCCAUUUAGAAUCUUAGAAUUGUUUAGAGAAUAGUUUCUUUUAAAAACAAAAAUAUUUGGAGUGAUCUCUUUGCUAUAUUUAUUAGCUCAAGUGAUUUAUUUUGCUCACCUCUUUACUUGUCUUUGGAACUAUGUAGGUCUUUUAUAACUUGAAUAAAAUACAGGAUGGAUUGUAACUUAUAAUUAUCAAACAGAAUCAGUUUCUAGUAGAUAUAUUUAAACUUUCUAUUAUGCAGUAGUUACGAUGACUACAAUAGGGUACGGAGAUUUCACUGCAUAAACUAAGUUAGAAAAACUCUUAAUGAUUUUUAUUGCUUUUUUUUCAUGCGGUAUUUUUGGCUAUACAAUUAACUCCAUAGGAAAUAUUUUGUAUGAUUUUAAGCAAAAGAGGGACCUUUAUCUGUAAGAACUAGCGAAAAUUAAUAAGUAUUUUAAACAGAAUAACGUUGAAUUAGGUCUAUAGUGCAGAGCAAAAAAGUAUAUUUAAUACAUAUACAGUGAUUAAUAUUGUGAUUAAUCUUGUUCUAUCAAAUCUCUUUCAUCACUUUCAGUUUACUUAUAAAAAGAAAUAUAGUAAGAUGUUUACAUUAAAAUGCUCAAAAAAGUACCAAUUUUUAGAGAAAUUAUUACUGAAUAAAUUUUUAAUGAGUUAGCUCUGUUAAUGAAAGAAAAAAUUGUUUGUCAUGAUUAAUUAAUUACUUGUUAAGAAGAAGACGACGAAGGUGAACAUUUUAUUUAUUUUGUAAACGAUGGUACAAUUUUAGAGUUUUGCUAAUAUGAUUCAAAAACAUAAAUAAAAGAAAUUUAGAAAUUUAGAUAUGGUCAAUACUUUGGGCUUGCUCAGUUUAUGAGUGGAAAUUCAAAUCAAAAUCUUAAAUAUAAAAGCAUAGGCGUUUCUUCUGUACUAUAGCUGAGUAAUUCUAAUUUUAUAGAGGUUUUAAGAAAGUAUGAUUUAGAAUACUAAAAAUUUUGUUAAGCUAAAGAUGAAGUUAAAUUUGAGAGUAAAUUUUAAAAAAUUAAUUCAUAUUGUUACUCAUGUAAACAAAAAAACCACAGAUUUGAGGAAUGUCCUUAUUUAUUCUAUGAAGGCAAGAAACCAAUAAUUUUGAGAUAGUAUAUUAAAGAAAAUAAUUUUAAGAUAAAACAUUUUUAAAGAAAAAAAUAAGAUAAAAGUUUAAAUGCAUUAAUCAGCUAGGAAUAUGUAGCACAAUGUGCAGAUAAACACUUCUUACAAAAUAUGCCAUGUUUUUCAAUGUGGUAUGAAAGCUAAGAAUCUGGAUCUUAAUCAGAUAGUAAAUCUAAUGAAAAAUCAACUAACAGCAGCUAAGAGCAUAUUUCAUAAGAAAUAAUAUAGUAGGAGAUAUUCAGAAACGCUAAUAGUGAAUAAAGAUUAGGAGAGUCUAAAAAAAUAGGAUCUAUAAUUGAAGAUUCAUCAUAGAUGUAAUUGAAUGGUAGAAAAUUUAGUCUUCAAAUUCAAAAAGAAAUUUAAAAUUAAUUUGAAUUAGGAGAAACCAACUAGUUUAAUAUACAAAAAGUUAAUAGCAGCUUCAUACCAAGUAAGAUAAAUAUACUUGAUGAUGAAGAAAGCAUAAACUUAGAAGAAAAUUUGAAUAAUCAAAUUUAUAAAAAUAAAAAAUCCAGAAGCUACAAAAAUAUUCAUACAAAAGAUUCUUUCUUAAAUAUUUAAAAUUUACACGAAUAUGAUUAAUUCAACUCACAAAGUAAAAUAAAUGUUUUAAUUUAAUCAAUUAUUAAAGUUAUAUGA
This is a messenger RNA of Tetrahymena thermophila SB210, 2808 nucleotides long. Its product is annotated as cation channel family protein. The record is from RefSeq and is a predicted model, not a curated record. Gene Ontology annotation, biological process: transmembrane transport; monoatomic ion transport. Gene Ontology annotation, molecular function: monoatomic ion channel activity. NCBI's taxonomy places the organism in Eukaryota, Ciliophora, Oligohymenophorea, Hymenostomatida, Tetrahymenidae. The transcript is spliced from 6 exons. Gene Ontology annotation, cellular component: membrane.